Blepharisma stoltei is the source of this 961-nucleotide messenger RNA. Lineage: Eukaryota; Ciliophora; Heterotrichea; Heterotrichida; Blepharismidae. The record is from the annotation of a GenBank genome assembly.
AUGAAGAGAAACUUGAUGCCACCAAGGAUAAAAAUAAGGGCUAGGGAUCUUGAGUUUUCUCAGCUAAACAAACGGCAUCUUUCUAUAUCUGAGCUCAACUCGCCUAAAAACAGUUUUUUGAGUACCAAUCAGCUUCCAGUUCAAGACCCAUUUCAAAAUAUCAGACUGGAUGGAUCAAGUAUCCCCACUCUUCGCCCUAUUUGUCCAUCUAAGCGAAGCACCCCUAGAGCAUCAACAGCAGGCUUGCAAAUACCAAACUUGCCCCUCCCUGUCGAUGAAAAAAUCCCUUUCUUGAUUGCACCUGAAUCUCAAAGAAGCCAGUGUAGAUCUACCCGAAGUAUGAAUCAUUGUAACUCUGAAGCUAUACUAACUCUUAUAACUAUUUUCCUAAAAAGCAUCUUAUUUUAUAAUAAAAACCCUAAUUUUUAAAACAUUUUAUAUAAGAGGAAUAAGCAACGUAAAGCCAAACCUAAUUUUUCACGCCUCCAAACGAAUUUUGCCUAGUGGCGUGAAACAGCCAAUAAAACCAAAAAUUCCAGUUCCUGUCGAUAUUACAAAUCCCAGUAAAGAGUCAGCGAAAUCAAGGUCAAAAAUAAAAUCCAUUGCAGCUUUCAAUUUUAAAAGGGAAAUUAGGACUCCUUGUUUCUCUUUUAAUCCAAUUUCUUCACAAAAGAAAAACCUGCAAUUAAGCGAAUCCGAAAGCUGUGGAAGCGAAAGUACAGCAUUGCCACAAAGCGGGGAAAUUUCAGGGUAUGAAAUAGCCCCAAGUAAGGUAAAAGUAAGCCAAGGCCAAAACAAUAAAGAAGCUUAUGAUAGGAUUAAAAGGCUGAUUCUUGAUUCCGACUGCUUAAAUAAUUAUGAUGAUCCUAGAGAAAUGUCCUUUGGAGAUGUGUACCAAAUGCCAGCAACAACUAAAAGGCCUAUAAAAUUAGUCUCACCAAGAAUGCAUUUUCGUAAUUAA